UCCUAGUCAAUUAAUCGAGCAAGCGUGAUCAGCCAUGUCGUCAACAAAUACCAAGAGAAUCGCUUACGUUGGAGGAUUGGCAGAAGAGGUAACAGAGAAGACCCUUCAUGCAGCCUUCAUUCCUUUUGGUGAUAUCAUGGACAUACAAAUCCCCCUGGACUAUGAGACUGAAAAGCACAGAGGUUUUGCUUUUGUAGAGUUUGAGUUUGCCGAGGACUGCGCAGCUGCAAUCGAUAACAUGAAUGACUCUGAACUAUUUGGCCGUACAAUCCGCGUCAACCUUGCCAAGCCAAUGAAAAUCAAGGAUGGGUCCGCCAAAGCCGUAUGGUCUGACGAUACCUGGUUGAAGAAGUAUGCCGGUGCCACUUUGAAGAAAGAGGAAGGGGGAGUGGUCGGAGGUGAUGAUGAUGACGCCACGGCAACAAAGCGAUCAGCGGAGAAUGCAGGAGAGACUGCUGAACCACCAUCUAAGAAAUCCAAGGCCAACCCUCAAGUGUUCUUUGAUAUCAAGAUAGGAAGUAAAGCAGCAGGUCGUAUCACAAUACAACUUAGAGCUGAUGUCACACCGAUGACUGCAGAGAAUUUCCGCUGUUUGUGCACCCAUGAGAAGGGCUAUGGCUACAAGGGCAGUGUUUUUCAUCGGAUCAUCCCCCAAUUUAUGUGUCAGGGAGGAGAUUUCACCAACCAUAAUGGAACCGGUGGCAAGUCUAUCUACGGCAAGAAAUUCGCUGAUGAAAACUUUGUACUGAAACACACAGGUCCAGGAAUGCUUUCCAUGGCCAAUUCGGGUCCAAAUAGCAAUGGAUCACAGUUCUUCUUGACAACAGAAAAGACAGAAUGGUUGGAUGGCAAACACUGCGUCUUCGGACAGGUGAUUGACGGAAUGAAUGUCGUUAAAAAGAUGGAAUCGGUUGGAACCAAGUCGGGCAAACCUAGGGAAACGGUUACCAUUACAGACUGUGGAGAACUGGUAUGAUAGUUGGAUACUAGUUAGAAAGACCUUGGAUUAAUGCACUCUGUGUCAUUGUAGUAUUCUUUUAAGUCUUGUGAGAACUUUGAAGAGUGAGAAUAAAGCUAUUGAAAAUGCUACGAAGUAGACCUUUGGGAACUGGUAUGGUACUUGGAUACAAGUUAAAUAGAGAGACUUUUAUUUGGUGCAUUGUCUUUCAAUUUACUACUCUUUACACAGACUUGUUCGAAUUUUGAAAGAUCAGAAUUCAUCAGGAUUCCAAGGAAAUGGUUACCAUAACAGACUGUGGAGAACUGGUAUGAUAGUUGGCUACUAGUUGGAAAGACUUUGGUUUGAUGUGUUUAGUUUCAAUGCAGCUUGCCAGAGGAACUUGUCAGGAUCUGAAUUCAUCAGAAAUCCAAGGACAGUGUCACCAUUACACACAAGCAUAUCCAGCAUCGACUAUGACAAAGAAAUAAAAAGUAUAUGGGCCCAUGCACAAGCAUAAUAGAGUCACUAUUGUCCCCAGACCACUGGGCCCCUGAAAUGCGUUGUAGGAUCUGAUGCUGGAUACGCGCCUACCAUUACAGACUAGAGAACUUGUUUGAUAGUUGAGUGCUAGGUAAAAAGAAAGACUGUGGUCUGGUGCGUUGUAUUUCAGCGCAGCUGGCUAGAGGACUUGUGGUGAUUUUGAAGGAUCAGAAUUUAUGAGAAACCAAAGGAAACUGUCACCAUUGCAUAC
This is a messenger RNA of Lytechinus variegatus (green sea urchin), 1691 nucleotides long. RefSeq names its product peptidyl-prolyl cis-trans isomerase E-like. Gene Ontology annotation, cellular component: intracellular membrane-bounded organelle. Gene Ontology annotation, biological process: protein peptidyl-prolyl isomerization; protein folding. The record is from RefSeq and is a predicted model, not a curated record. The coding region runs from base 35 to 976 and encodes 313 amino acids. NCBI's taxonomy places the organism in Eukaryota, Metazoa, Echinodermata, Echinoidea, Temnopleuroida, Toxopneustidae. The transcript has 11 exons. Gene Ontology annotation, molecular function: RNA binding; peptidyl-prolyl cis-trans isomerase activity.